CGUGUGCCUUAUCAGUAUGAUGCCUUUGUCUCCUACAAUGCCCAUGAUGAGCUCUGGGUUCUGAAGGAGCUGCUGCCAGAGCUGGAGGGAGAGCAGGGCUGGAGACUGUGUGCCACACCGGGACUUCCAGCCAUGUAGUUGUGUGUGUGUGGUGGGGGGGGAGGGGGACACAUUGAAAACCCCGAAAAUAACGGUAUACAUUUUACAUGAUGGAUAUGUGAUUCACCUCCAGCCAGAUUCAGGAAAUUUGACAGUAGUGACACAGACACUGUAUUUACCAAGGAUUGGUUUGCAACUGUAUUCCACAGGCAAACUCAUCACGGACAACAUCACAGAUGCCAUCUACGGGAGCAGAAAGACCAUCUGUGUGAUCAGCCGUCGUUACCUGGAGAGCGAGUGGUGCUCCAGAGAGAUCCAGGUGGUGAGGUGGGUCUAAUGUCCUAAUCAGACUGGGGUGACUCGAACAGGUAUCAAAUACAGCAAAUGGAUAUUUAAACCCUGGGUUGUAUGUUACUCGAGACUGCGUUAGCAAACUGUCUUAUGGGGUUACUCUCUUUUCUUAGCACACACAAACACACCUAACUUACUUUUACUCUCGCCUCUGGUCUCUCCAUCUUCCGUCUGUUUGAUGAGCAGAAGGACGUGUUGAUCCUGAUGUUUCUGGAGGAGAUCCCAGCCGAGCAGCUCUCUCCGUACCACCACAUGAGGAAGCUGCUGAAGAGACGCACCUACUUGAACUGGCCCAGUGCUGGGGAGCACACCGGAGUCUUCUGA
Molecule: messenger RNA, 774 nt
Organism: Coregonus sp. 'balchen'
Lineage: Eukaryota; Metazoa; Chordata; Actinopteri; Salmoniformes; Salmonidae
Source: the annotation of a GenBank genome assembly